Messenger RNA from Tetrapisispora phaffii CBS 4417, 378 nucleotides. It is a transcript of the gene RPA12, whose product is annotated as DNA-directed RNA polymerase I core subunit RPA12. The coding region runs from base 1 to 378 and encodes 125 amino acids. Gene Ontology annotation, biological process: DNA-templated transcription; termination of RNA polymerase I transcription. Lineage: Eukaryota; Fungi; Ascomycota; Saccharomycetes; Saccharomycetales; Saccharomycetaceae. Gene Ontology annotation, molecular function: zinc ion binding; DNA-directed RNA polymerase activity; nucleic acid binding. Gene Ontology annotation, cellular component: RNA polymerase I complex. The record is from RefSeq and is a predicted model, not a curated record. The transcript has a single exon.
AUGUCAGUUGUGGGUUCUCUUAUAUUCUGUUUGGAGUGUGGUAAUCUAUUAGGUAAUCCCAAUGAGGCUGUCGGUAGUCAGCUUGAGUGUUCGCAAUGCCAGAAGUGCUACUUGAAAUCUGAAUUUACAAAUUUGAAGGUUGUCACAACUACUGCAGAUGAUGCUUUUCCAUCAGCUUUAAGAUCUAAGAAAUCUGUUGUUAAGACUAGUUUGAAGAAAAACGAAUUGAAAGAUGGUGCUACUAUUAAGGAAAAAUGUCCAAAAUGUGGGAAUGAAGAAAUGCAAUAUCAUACUUUGCAAUUAAGAUCGGCGGAUGAAGGUGCCACCGUUUUCUACACAUGUCCAUCAUGUAAUUAUAAAUUUAGAACAAAUAAUUAA